Andrographis paniculata is the source of this 2512-nucleotide messenger RNA. Its product is annotated as pentatricopeptide repeat-containing protein At2g13600-like. Gene Ontology annotation, molecular function: RNA binding; protein binding. NCBI's taxonomy places the organism in Eukaryota, Viridiplantae, Streptophyta, Magnoliopsida, Lamiales, Acanthaceae. Bases 211 to 2370 code for a protein of 719 amino acids. Gene Ontology annotation, biological process: RNA modification. The transcript has a single exon. The record is from RefSeq and is a predicted model, not a curated record.
GAAAGAAACACUACAUAGUGACUAGAGAGACCAAUUUUCUUGUUUCGUGCAAGGCAAAAAGUCACCUCUUUUCUUGUUACUCUAUGGAGGAAGAUUGACUUGUGGUUGUAGAAAUAAUAGAUACAUAGAUAGAUAUAUCAUAUAUAUGCAGCAGCAUCUGUAGUAGUCGUAGUAUUAGGAGUAUUACCAUACUCCAUAAUUAGGCCGAAAAUGGUGAGCUCCGUAAGGUCGACGAAAACCUUUAUCAGCAAGAGCAUUACCCUACUCCAGAAUUACGCCGACAACAGGCUAACCAAUCACGGCGCCGCUCUUCACUGCCACUUAAUCAAGAUGGGCGUCUCCUCCAACAAGUACAUCGCCGUCAAGCUGCUCAUCAUGUAUUUAGACUCCCGAAGAUCCUGGGAAAUUGACCGGAUGUUGAAGGAGUUCCACGGCUUCAACGUCGUCGUUCACAAUUGUCUGAUCAAUUCGCAUUGCCGAUGGGGAAACCUAACCGAUGCCUGCCGGGUGUUCGACGAAAUGCCUGAGAGAAACGAGGUUUCUUGGACCGCCUUGAUCUCUGGCCUGUUCAAAUACGGACACGUGGACAAGGCCAUGUUCUAUUUCCAGAGGAACCCUUUCAUGGAUGUGUUCAGCUGGACGGCCACGAUCGGCGGGCUUGUGCAGAACGACCUGAGUUUUCCGGCGAUGAAGCUUUUCAAGAAGAUGAUUGCUUCCGGAAUUUUGCCCAACGACAUUACCUUCACUUCUCUGAUCGCGGCUUGCAUCCAAUUGGGCGAUCUUGGAUUGGGGAGAAGUGUUCUGAGCUUGAUUGUGAAGCUAGGCUUUGAUCAGAAUGUAUCGGUUUCGAAUUCGUUGGUUAAGUUUUUCAUGGAGUUAGGAGACGCCGAUUCUGCGAGGAUAACGUUCGACAGGAUGUCGGCAAGGGAUAUCUUCUCUUGGACGACAAUGCUGGUCAUGUGCGCCAAGACGGGAGACUUGGGAGAAGCUCAUCGGAUCUUCGAACAAAUGCCCGAGAGAAAUGAAGUUACAUGGAGUGCCAUGAUCUCGAAAUUUAAUCAGAGUGGAAAGACAGAGGAGGCAGUGAGUUUCUUUAAGGAGAUGGUUCGACGCGGAUUCAAGCCUAACGUAUCAUGCUAUUCGAGCAUUAUUAGCGCGCUGGCAAGCCUUGAGGCGAUGCCGGCCGGAAGGAAUGUUCACGCGCAUGUUUUAAAGAUCGGUAUGGAUCGAAAUGUGUUUGUUGGUAGCUCGCUCAUCGAUUUGUAUUCAAAAUGUGGGAAUGUUAUCGACGGGCGCGUUGUUUUUGAUAAUUUACUGAACAAGAAUCUCGUGUGCUGGAAUUCGAUGGUCGCGGGAUAUAGUUUGAUCGGCGAUCUUGCAGAAGCUGCAGAGCUCUUUAGCCGGAUGCCUCAGAGAAACUGCGUAUCUUGGAAUUCGUUGAUUGCCGGACAUGUCGGGAUCGAGAAUUACGUCGAAGCAUUAGAGCUCUUCGUAAAGAUGAUAUUGUCGGGAGAAGAGCCGAAUAAAUCAACCUUUUCGAGCGUUCUUAGCGCUUGCGCGCAUCUAGCGAUGUUCGAGAAAGGUAAGUACGCGCACGCGAAAGCUCUGAAGCUCGGGUUCGAGAGCGACGAAUUCGUUGGGACAGCACUCGUGGACAUGUACGCGAAAUCCGGCAGCAUCGAAUGCUCGAGAAAGAUCUUCGACCGAAUGCGGACAAAGAACGAGGUCGUCUGGACGGCAUUGAUUCAGGGUCUCGCGGAAAACGGAUACGCCGAAGAGUCGCUGCGGCUGUUCGAGGAAAUGGAAGAAACGACGCGCAUUGCGCCAAACGAGCUGAUACUGUUAUUCGUUCUUUUCGCAUGUUCGCACUGCGGCUUAGUCGACAAAGGGCUGCGGUACUUCGACGCGAUGGAGAAACGGUACGGCGUGAAACGGAACGGGAGGCACUACACGUGUGUGAUCGACAUGCUGGCUCGAUCGGGACGGGUCGAUGAGGCGGAGAAGUUCAUCGAUAGUAUGGCGCGUGAACCGGAGGCGAACGCGUGGGCGGCGCUGCUCAACGGGUGCCGGGUGCACGGGGAGGGGGCGGCGGCGGAGAGGGUGGCUGGGAAGAUUCUGGAAGGUUCUGGAAGGAAGGGUGGAGGGUAUGUUAUGGUGUCGAAUAUGUAUAGUUUGGAAGGGAGAUGGAGUGAGGCUGUGAUGGCGAGGGAUUUGAUGAAGGAGAAAGGAGUUAGGAAAAAUGGUGGGUGCAGUUGGGUGGAGGUGAGGGGUGGAGUUCAUGUGUUUUAUUCUCAGGAUAAAACUCAUGUUGAUGCUCAAAGUAUUUAUUGGGUUGUGGAGAUUAUCAAUUCGGAGAUGAAGUCCAAUUGAAUUGAAGAGAGAGAGAUAUCAUUUAUUUAUUUAUUUAUUUAAUUUCUUGAUUAUUGAAUUUUAUGUUCAUUUGGUUGAAAUAAAUUACUCCUCCCAACCAUAGUGCAACAUUUGUGGUUGACACGAGAAUUUAAGAAUUUAA